Messenger RNA from Tachyglossus aculeatus (Australian echidna), 1308 nucleotides. It is a transcript of the gene CIAO1, whose product is annotated as cytosolic iron-sulfur assembly component 1. Gene Ontology annotation, molecular function: protein binding. Bases 122 to 1141 code for a protein of 339 amino acids. Gene Ontology annotation, biological process: iron-sulfur cluster assembly. The record is from RefSeq and is a predicted model, not a curated record. Gene Ontology annotation, cellular component: cytosolic [4Fe-4S] assembly targeting complex. Lineage: Eukaryota; Metazoa; Chordata; Mammalia; Monotremata; Tachyglossidae. The transcript is spliced from 7 exons.
GGCUCCCAGAGGGCUGUGCGCCGCGAGCGCUCGCGCGCCGAGGGGGUCGCUCGCUCUCCGGCCUGAGGGAACGUCGACGACCGGGAUCGGGAUCCGUCGGGAUCCGUCGGGAUCCGUCGGGAUGAAGGGGUCCCUGUGCCCCGUGGGCGGUCUCCCGGCGCACCCGGAUUCCCGGUGCUGGUACCUGUCGUGGCACCCCGCCGGCGCCCUGCUGGCCUCCUGCGGAGGGGACAGGGCCGUCCGCCUCUGGGAACGACAAGGGGACGGCUGGGUGUGUAAGGCGGCCCUGUCGGAGGGCCACCAACGUACCGUGCGGAAGGUGGCCUGGUCCCCCUGCGGCGGCUACCUGGCCUCCGCCAGCUUCGACGCCACCACCUGCAUCUGGAAGAAGGACCGGGAUGACUUCGAGUGCGUCGCCACCCUCGAAGGCCACGAGAACGAGGUGAAGUCAGUGGCCUGGGCCCCGUCGGGCAACCUCUUGGCCACGUGCAGCCGGGACAAGAGCGUCUGGGUGUGGGAAGUGGACGAAGAGGACGAGUACGAGUGCGUCAGCGUCCUCAACUCCCACACGCAGGACGUGAAGCACGUGGCGUGGCACCCCACGCAGGAGCUGCUGGCGUCGGCCAGCUACGACGACACGGUGAAGCUGUACCGGGAGGAGGAAGACGACUGGGUGUGCUGCGCCACGCUGGAGGGCCACCAGUCCACGGUGUGGAGCCUGGCCUUUGACCCCAGCGGCCAGCGCCUGGCCAGCUGCAGCGACGACCGCACCGUCCGCAUCUGGCGCCGGUACCCGCCGGGCAACGAGCAGGGAGUGGCCUGCAGCGGCUCCGACCCCACCUGGAAAUGCGUCUGCACCCUGUCCGGUUCCCAUUCCCGGACCAUCUACGAUGUGGCCUGGUGUCACCUGACGGGGGCCCUGGCCACAGCCUGCGGGGACGACGCCAUCCGGGUGUUCGAGGAGGACCCCGGCUCGGACCCUCACCAGCCCACCUUCUCCAUGACGGCCCACCUGGCCCGGGCCCACUCCCAGGAUGUCAACUGCGUGGCCUGGAACCCCAAGGAGCCCGGCCUCCUGGCCUCCUGCAGCGACGACGGGGGGGUGGCCUUCUGGAAGUACCAGAGGCCCGAAGGACCGUGAGCCGGGCGCUCCCGACUCCACGCCGACUUCGGAAAAUCCAGGUUUUUCCCCAGCCCGGGAGGGGGCCGGCGCAUCCCCGCCCUCUUUCCUCAGCCUGAGGCCGGCGGCGGCCUCGUUUCUGGGACCCUCGGAGACGGGCCGCGUCUAAUAAACGUCUAAAACAAAAA